This is a messenger RNA of Eremomyces bilateralis CBS 781.70, 722 nucleotides long. RefSeq lists its product as uncharacterized. Gene Ontology annotation, biological process: regulation of transcription by RNA polymerase II. Gene Ontology annotation, cellular component: mediator complex. Bases 202 to 567 code for a protein of 121 amino acids. The transcript is spliced from 4 exons. The record is from RefSeq and is a predicted model, not a curated record. NCBI's taxonomy places the organism in Eukaryota, Fungi, Ascomycota, Dothideomycetes, Eremomycetales, Eremomycetaceae. Gene Ontology annotation, molecular function: transcription coregulator activity.
GGUAGUUUCGGGUCCCAUCCGAAUCACCGAUACAAGUGGUGUGAACGUGCCAAUUGUGAUGCGAGCGAUGGGUGUCCUUAAAGUUUGAACCAGACUUCGCCAUUCCGUACCCAGUCCACCCAACCCUACCAUAACUCUACCAUUCCUUAACUCCAAUCUCCAAUUCCCUAUCCGUAUAUCCGCGACAUAUACCAAAUUAUUAUGGACGGCCCCAUACGAAGCGCAUCCGCCCUCAAUGAUCGAAUCAACCGCCUAACCAAAUCCCUCGUCGAGCGUUUUGAGAACCUCGUCGCCCUCUCCGCUGUCGACGAAACCGAUUUCGGCGCAUCUGCGCUCGCAGGCCAUCAGAUCCGGGUGGAGUCCGCUGCGCUGGUCCGUGCGGGGGAGGAUAUCCUAACCUUGACACGGCAGAUGCAGGAACUCUGGCUGUUCGGCCAAUUGAACGUGCUGGAGCGGCAGCAGUCGCUGCCGUCGGCGCAAGAAAACGCGAGGGUGGUUGGGGAGUUGUUGGAGACGUUCGCGCGGAGUCAUUAUGAGCCGGCGGCGGCGAAGGUUGCGGAUGGAUGAGGAGAGGAGAGGAUAUUUGGUUUUUGAACUAGAUACUGGCUGGAUGGGAAUAUCUCCCGAUAUGCGAGGGGAAGCCCGAUGCAGAUACGCUUCAGGAAAGAGCGGGCGGAGGGGUACGGAUUGAACAAAGGGCGGAGCGGAGACGAGAAGUCAGC